This is a messenger RNA of Parastagonospora nodorum SN15, 1086 nucleotides long. RefSeq lists its product as hypothetical. Bases 1 to 1086 code for a protein of 361 amino acids. Gene Ontology annotation, cellular component: nucleus. The record is from RefSeq and is a predicted model, not a curated record. Lineage: Eukaryota; Fungi; Ascomycota; Dothideomycetes; Pleosporales; Phaeosphaeriaceae. The transcript is spliced from 2 exons.
AUGAACUUGAUCGCGUACUCAGACUCCGAAUCGGACGGCGAGGCGCCCGCAGCCCCAAAGCCCGCGCUCAAACAGGCCCCGAAGCCUUCCUUCCAGAAAGUCGUCGACCGCUCGAACCCAGGACGGAUCAAGGUCAAUUUGCCAGGCGCAUCACAAUCACGUGCCGAGAGAGACGAUGUCGAUGCAGACGCGCCACCGGCAAAGAAGCCACGUCUAGGCGGAGCGACGGGCGUUUGGUGGCUUUCAAUGCGAAUGCUCCCGUCGCCGAAAGAAGCCUGGGCCGCGGCCGCCAUCUCGAGCGAGCGCAACACCGGGAAAAGAGGGCGCCUGGGCAAGGGAAAGAAGAAGAAAUCCAAGGCAGAAACCCCUACAGAGGCUCCUCAGCAGCCAUCCGCCCCAGCCCCGAAGGCCGCCGCACCACGAUUCGUGCCCAUGUCGGUAGGCAAAGGCAAGAAAAAGAAGCCCAUAGUGCCCAAAUCUGCAGCUUUACCAACUAGCACCGCAAAAGCGACAGACUCAGACAUGUCUUCAUCCCAGCCAGUGGCCGCGCCUGCGCCUCCAUCUCGGAAGCCGAAAGUUUCGCUGUUUGGCGUCGCUCAAGAAGCAGACACUUCAACGAACGCGUCGUCUGGUGGAGUUUACCAACCAAUGCUGUACGGCACAGAAGAAGGAGGAGAUGCACCAGUUCCUGGCGAAGCUUUCGAGGAGCAACACACAUAUCAACCAACUCUACAAGCACAGGCUGGAUCCAGCGCGUCAGCGCCACACGAUUUGACCGGUAUAGCUUCGGAGCUGAACUUAUCAGAAGCAGAGCGGCGCCAGCUUUUCGGCAAACGAGGGCAGGCGGACUUCUCUUCAGCAAAGAUUGUCGAGUUUAGCACAGACACAGAGUAUGCCUACAACGAAAAGUUGCGUCAACAGGGUGAGCAGGUACAGCACAAUGCGCUCAAAUCCAUUUCUGGUACGGGCAAAAACAGUCUACGAAGCUUGAUCAAUGUCGCAUCAACACAGAAGGAUGCAUUGGAGGAGCAUUUCGCCACUAGUUACAGGAACAAGAAGGAGGCCGGCAACAAGUACGGCUGGUAG